Dalotia coriaria is the source of this 2817-nucleotide messenger RNA. RefSeq names its product kelch like ECH associated protein 1 (gene Keap1). The transcript is spliced from 7 exons. Bases 346 to 2313 code for a protein of 655 amino acids. Lineage: Eukaryota; Metazoa; Arthropoda; Insecta; Coleoptera; Staphylinidae. Gene Ontology annotation, molecular function: protein binding. The record is from RefSeq and is a predicted model, not a curated record.
GGAAGCCCCCCGCAGUAUUUCACCUCGCGCGAUGUAAAGGUGCAAGUCAUGCUGACAAGUGUAACGCGUGCUUAGCGUGGAUUGUUGUGUGUGAAUUGAGUUUGCAUAGCGCGGAAUUUCCGCUAAUUGCCGAAAAAAUGCGCGCCGAUCAUAACUCAAGCAGACGUGAGUGGCAACACAAGUGGCAACUUUAAAACUAACAAACGUGAUAAUUUAAAACAAACUUUGGCGACUUAAACAUCUUUGGAAAAAUGUUGUGUCAUGUCUAGCAUCUUAUUGUCAUGUUAGUGAAGUGUGAUCGAGUGCGAUUGCGUUUUUAACUUGUUUCUAGAGUGUUUAACUAAGAUGGUUAUGAGAAUCUUACCAUUUCCGCAUCGGAUCGAUCCGUUCGAUGUGUUAAUGGACGGUGAAGAAGAUGUCAGUUAUUAUUGCACGAAUCUCUGGGAGACGAUGCAUAAGAAGCCGCCGCCACAUGAGAUGACGCGACAGGCGUCCGGGUGUAACUCUGACCUGGGUGAUAUGUGCUUCAUGAUGGUGGAGUAUAUCAAAGAUGCCAUGAAGGCUAUGGAUAUGAUGCGAGGACAUCAUAUGCUCACCGAUGUAGUGUUGCAAGUGGAGAGCGAAUUAUUUCACGCGCAUCGCGUGAUUCUAGCCGCAGCUAGUCCGUAUUUCAAAGCGAUGUUCACCGGCGGGCUGCGUGAGUCCGACAUGGACAGGGUGACGCUGCAGGGCGUCUCGCCGACGGCGAUGGGUCGUCUCAUUCACUUCAUGUACACGGGACGUAUUCGCGUCACGGAGAAUACUGUAUGUCAGUUAUUGCCUGCUGCCACCAUGUUUCAGGUGACGAAUGUGAUUCAAGCAUGCUGUGAUUUCCUCGAACGGCAACUUGAUCCGAGCAAUGCAAUUGGUAUUGCAAAUUUUGCCGAACAGCAUGGGUGCAAUGAGUUGUGCAAAAAGGCCAAUCAAUAUAUUGAACGCCAUUUUAUUCAAAUAUGCCAAGAAGAAGAAUUUCUGCAACUUAGUGCUAUACAAUUAAUCACACUGAUUAAAAAAGACGAACUCAACGUACAGGAUGAGAUGGAAGUGUAUGGGGCGGUACUGAAGUGGGUGAAAUUUGACGAAGAGAAACGGCGGAAGCGCAUGGAGGCGAUUCUCAGCGCCGUGCGCUGUCAGUUCCUGACGCCGCGAUUUCUUAAUGACCAGAUGACUAAUUGCGACGUGCUGCGGAAGACGCCCGCAUGUCGCGAGUACCUCGCGCGUAUAUUUAAGGACCUAACGCUGCAUAAACGCACUGUAGUGAAAGAGCGUACGCCAAACACACCGAGGAUUAUUUAUAUCGCUGGCGGGUAUUUUCGACAGUCGCUGAAUGUUAUGGAAGGAUACAAUGUGGACGAUAAGACGUGGCAUCAGCUGGAUCAGCUUACAGUGGCGAGAAGUGGGUUAGGUGGUGCCUUUUUACGCGGUAAUUUUUAUGCAGUUGGUGGGCGUAAUACUACACCAGGCAAUAGCUACGACAGUGACUGGGUGGAUAAGUAUAAUCCGACGAGGGAUCAGUGGCGUGCGUGUAGUCCAAUGUCAAUGCCACGAAAUCGUGUAGGGGUUGCGGUAAUGGACGGUCUGUUGUACGCUGUAGGCGGGAGUGAAGGUACAAAAUAUCACAAUAGUGUCGAAUGUUAUGAUCCUGAUUUUGAUCGUUGGUCUACAAUCCAACCGAUGCAUUUCAAACGCCUCGCAGUUGGCUGUGCAGUAGUGAAUCGCCUUCUCUACGCAAUCGGAGGUUUUGACGGUGAAAUGCGCCACAAUACAGUAGAAUGUUACCAUCCUGAAAAUGACGCCUGGACAAUGGUGCGACCAAUGCACACGAUGCGCAGCGGCGCGGGCGUGGCCGUCAUCAAUCAAUUCAUCUAUGUGAUUGGCGGUUAUGAUGGCUCCAAGCAGCUCAGCACUGUCGAACGUUACGACACUGAGAAAGACCUGUGGGAGUUUGUGAGCAGCAUUCGGAUAGCGCGUUCGGCGCUCAGCGUCACUGUGCUUGACUGUAAGAUAUACGCGAUGGGUGGUUACGACGGGCAGAACUUUCUGGCCACCGUUGAGGUGUACGAUCCUGCGACUGACACUUGGGUGGACGGGGAUCCGCUCACUUCGGGACGCUCUGGUCAUGCAAGCGCUGUGUGUUAUCAGCCUUGCAUGCAAAACUGUUCAAUGGGACCCGAGGUGGCGAAUGUAGCAAACGUCAAUAACAGAUCGCCAGCAGGUAACGCCAGCGUUAGGGCGUUACUUACUGGCGCUAACGCACACUCCUCGCUACGCUGACGUUUUGCUACGAUUGCAGAUAUAUUCGUUGAUUUACUAGAGCAUUCGAGCUGAAUGUUUAUGCGAAAGCGCCGAAAAUAAUUCCAAAUCAUUCCAAAAAUUGUACAAAAUUUCAACAAAAACGCGCUGCAUUUAAACCUAAACAAAUCGGAUGGACAAAAUUGAGUACAAAUAUUAUGAUUUAUAAAAAAAUUGGUAGUAUUUUAACGAAAACAAUGUAAAAUGCAUUUAUUAACUACAAACUCAUGACAGUUUGAAAUUACCGUAAUGUAAAAACAGCAAAGAAAGAGAUUGAUGUGAAGAUUUGCAAAUCUCAUGAUAAUAUUUCAUUGAUAAGUAAUAUUUAAGAACGUUUCGAACUAUAAACGAGUAUAAUAUUUAUACUUCUAGUCAUUGUACCAUUAAUGCGCAUCUGAAUGCCAAUGUCUAAACUGUUAUUUUUGUCAUUUGAUUAUUGAAAUAAGUCACAUACUAUUUUCACAAAAAUAUUUACAUUUUCAAGUA